AUGGCUUCUUCAGCUCUCACAGCUGUUUCCCCAUUGAUCUCGUCCUUGACAGCCUUCAAGAGCAAUCCCAGUACUGCUGCUAAUCCUACAUCCCUUCUUCUGCCAAACCAUCCCUCCCAAACUAGCUCUGUGAAGCGUCGUCCAAUCUCCAUCAAAGCUACCGUCAGGGAAGCUGCUUCAUGCAAAUCCUAUGGUAGCACUCUGGGUGGGGACUCUGGUAUCCUCGCCCUAUUCGGCAAAGCUGAUGAUCAUACCUUCUCGACCGACGGGGACUCUAGCUUGUGGGCGCCACCAGCGUUCGGCAAAGCUGGUCAUGCGGCCUCCUCAACUGCAGGGGAUGCUGGCUUGAACUUGGUGUUUGGAAAAACUGGUCAUGCUUCCUCAGCUGAAGGGGACUCUAGCUUGUGGGCGCCACCAGCGUUCGGCAAAGUUGGUCAUGCGGCCUCCUCAAUUGGCGGGGAUGAAGGCUUCUUGUACCUUGUGUUUGGCAAAAGUGGACAUACCUCCUCAAUUGGUGGGGACUCUGGCGUGUUUAACCCGCUCUUCUUCGGCAAAGCUGGUCAUACAACCUCCUUAACUGGAGGGGACGCUGGAUUAUUGAUCCUCGUGUUUGGCAAAAGUGGCAAAACCUCCUCAAUUGGCGGGGACGAAGGCUUCUUGUACCUUGUGUUUGGCAAAAGUGGACAUACCUCCUCAAUUGGUGGGGACUCUGGCGUGUUUAACCCGCUCUUCUUCGGAAAAGCUGGUCAUACAACCUCCUUAACUGGAGGGGACGCUGGAUUAUUGAUCCUCGUGUUUGGCAAAAGUGGCAAUACCUCCUCAACUGGCGGGGACGAAGGCUUCUUGUACCUUGUGUUUGGCAAAAGUGGACAUACCUCCUCAAUUGGUGGGGACUCUGGCGUGUUUAACCCGCUCUUCUUCGGCAAAGCUGGUCAUACCACCUCCUUAACUGGAGGGGACGCUGGAUUAUUGAUCCUCGUGUUUGGCAAAAGUGGCAAAACCUCCUCAAUUGGCGGGGACGAAGGCUUCUUGUACCUUGUGUUUGGCAAAAGUGGACAUACCUCCUCAAUUGGUGGGGACUCUGGCGUGUUUAACCCGCUCUUCUUCGGAAAAGCUGGUCAUACAACCUCCUUAACUGGAGGGGACGCUGGAUUAUUGAUCCUCGUGUUUGGCAAAAGUGGCAAUACCUCCUCAACUGGCGGGGACUCUGGCGUGUUUAACCCGCUUUUAUUCGGCAAAACUGGUCAUACAACCUCCUUAACUGGAGGGGACGCUGGAUUAUUGAUCCUCGUGUUUGGCAAAAGUGGCAAUACCUCCUCAACUGGCGGGGACUCUGGUGUUUUUAACCCGCUCUUCUUUGGCAAAACUGUUCAUACAACCUCUUCAACCGGAGGGGACGCUGGCUUGAUCCUCGUGUUUGGCAAAACUGGUCAUAUUGCCUCCUCAACCGGUGAGGACUCUGGCUUGUACCCAAUGGCCCUGGUCGAUCAGCAAGCCUAG
Linum tenue is the source of this 1500-nucleotide messenger RNA. The record is from the annotation of a GenBank genome assembly. NCBI's taxonomy places the organism in Eukaryota, Viridiplantae, Streptophyta, Magnoliopsida, Malpighiales, Linaceae.